UACAAAACAUUUUUAUAAAACGAUUUUUGUCAGCAAGAAUUUGAUGAAAAUCUAUAAAAAAUGGCUGUCUUUGAAAUUCUUUGUGGAUUUAUUAUAUUUAUUUUCGCCUUUUAUUAUUAUCUAUUGAAACCUCAAGAAUAUUGGAAAAAUCUUGGGGUACCUGGACCCAAGCCAAUACCAAUUUUUGGCAAUUUUUUCCGUUUAACAUUCGCAAGUAUGUCGAUAGGUGAUUUGAUGACAAAAUUUUAUAAAGAAUAUAAACAUGAGCCUGUGUUUGGAUUAUAUAUACGAAACGUGCGUGUUCUGGCUAUAAAUGAUCCUGAUUUAAUCAAAACUGUUCUCAUAAAGGAUUUCUCAAAAUUCGCCCAUCGUGGACUUGCUCUGAAUGAAGUGACGGAGCCACUUUCUCAGCACUUGUUCGUUUUGGAACCAACAAGAUGGCGGCCAUUAAGAACGAAAUUGUCCCCGAUAUUUACAUCGGGCAAACUGAAAGACAUGUUUUCCCUGAUUAUCGAGUGUUCUAAUACCCUCGAGAAUUAUGUUGAACACUUGAUAUCGAAAAACAAUCGUGUCGAAAUACGAGACUUGGCUGCCAAAUUCACCACUGACGUAAUUGGCAGUUGCGGGUUUGGAAUCGAUAUGAACGCUAUGUCAGACGUUCAAUGUAAAUUUCGCAAUAUAGGAAGGGAAUUUUUCGGUCCAAACUUUAAACAGAUAUUGAAGAUUAGACUUAGAGAAAAUUUACCAAGAUUUUACACGUUUUUGGGUUACAUAUUGCCACGAGAUGAAACUACUACUUUUUUCACGAACGUUGUCUUGGAUAUGAUAAAAUAUAGGAGGAAAAACAAUAUCUAUAGGCCGGACUUUAUCAAUACUCUUAUGAAUAUUCAGAAUCAUCCUGAGAAGUUGAACAUAGAAUUAACGGAACCUUUGCUAGUUGCACAAGCAUUCCUUUUCUUCGUGGCUGGCUUCGAAACCUCAUCGUUAACUAUAGCUACCGCCCUUUACGAAUUAGCGCAAAAUCAAGAUAUUCAAGAUAAAUUAAGAGAUGAGAUUACAGAACAUCACAAAUUGAACAAUGGAGAAUGGCAAUACGAAAAUAUUAAAAACAUGCCUUAUUUAGAUGCUGUGUUCAAAGAGACUUUAAGAAAAUACGUACCUUUAACAGUUAUAAUGAGACAAAGUUUGGAAGACUAUACUUUUGAAAGCAUAAAGUUAACUAUUCCAAAGAAUACGAGAAUCUUUAUUCCUAUAUAUGCUAUACAUCGUGAUCCUGAUAUCUAUCCAAAUCCCGAAGUGUUUGAUAUUAAUCGAUUUAGCAAGGAAGCAGAAGCGACAAGACAUCCUAUGCAUUAUUUACCUUUUGGCGAUGGUCCAAGAAAUUGCAUUGGUGCGCGUUUUGCAAUUUUCCAAACCAAAAUUGGAUUGAUAAAAAUUCUUCGUAAUUACAAAGUUGAUGUUUGCAACGAAACACAGAUUCCAUUCAUAAACGAACCACGCACGUUUACUCUAGCUCCCAAACACGACCUUAUUUUAAAAAUUACAAAAAUAGAAAAAAUGUUCGUCAAUCUGGAAACACUUUGUGGAUUCGUAAUAGUGCUUAUUGCGUUUUAUUAUUAUUUAACGGCUAACAACAAUUUCUGGAAAAAUCGUGGCAUACCUGGACCAAAACCCACCAUUGGUUUCGGAAAUAUGCGGGCAGUAAUGUUUGGAAAGGAAUCGUUUCCAGAAUUUCUUACUACUAUAUACAAUGAAUAUAAGGACGAACAGAUGAUUGGAAUAUUUUUUAGAAAAAGGCCUGUCUUGGUUCUCAAAGAUUUUGAUCUCAUCAAAGAUGUUAUGAUUAAAGAUUUUUCCAAAUUCGCGAAUCGAGGAUUUUUAAAAACGAAUCCAAAAGUUCCAUUGACUAACCACCUUUUCGCUCUGGAAGUGAAAAGAUGGCGGCCGCUGAGGAACCAUCUCUCCCCAGUAUUUACAUCGGGCAAAUUGAAAGCAACAUUCGUACAAAUUCUUAACUGUUCCAACGAUCUUGUGACUUAUAUAGACACGUUGUUGAAGAUAGAAGAGUCUAUAAAUAUACGCGAAGUUGCCGCUAAAUUCACCACCGAUGUAAUCGGAAGCUGCGUCUUUGGGAUCGAGAUGAAUUCAUUGUCGGAGAAAGAGAGUGAAUUCCGUCGAAUUGGUAGAAACAUUUUUGCCACUAAUCUUACAAAUAUAUUAAAGAUUAGAUUGCUACAAAGCAUGCCGCUCCUGCAUUCUUUGCUCUGUAAUAUAUUAUCCGACGAAGAAACGGAAAUGUUUAUGAGAAUUACCAAAGAGACAAUCGAAUAUAGAGAGAAGAACAACAUUGUCAGACCGGAUUUUAUGAAUAUACUUCUGGAGCUUAGGAAACAUCCUGAAAAAAUUGCUGAUAUUGAAUUAACGGAUGAUCUGUUAGCCGCACAAGCAUAUAUUUUCUUUGCGGCUGGUUUCGAGACCUCUUCGACAACAAUAUCCAAUGCUCUGUACGAAUUAGCUUUGAAUCACGAUAUUCAAGACAAAUUGCGACAAGAAAUUAAGGAAUUCGAGGCAAAAAAUGACGGAGAGUGGAGGUAUGAAACCAUUAAGGAGAUGCAAUACCUGGGAAAAAUAUUUCAUGAAACGCUAAGAAAGUAUCCAGCAUUGCCAUUUUUGAGCAGAGAAUCAAUGAUCGACGAUUAUACGUUUCGAAAUACUAAAUUAACGAUUUCCAAAGGUACAUUGGUCUGGAUACCCGUUUUUCCCAUUCAUCACGAUCCAAAUAUUUAUCCAGACCCAGAAAAGUUUGAUCCUGAAAAAUUUACCGAGGAUAAGAUAAAAGAAAGGAAUCUCAUGCACUACUUCCCUUUUGGACACGGACCAAGAAACUGUAUAGGUGCACGUUUUGCGAUCUAUCAAACAAAAAUUGGUCUGAUAAAAAUCCUCCGUAAUUACAAGGUUGAUAUUUGCUCUAAAACAUUAAUUCCUUAUAAAUAUGAUCCAUUUUCGUUUAUCUUAGUACCGUUAGAUGGUUUAUAUUUGAAAAUGACUAAAAAAAUGAUCGCCAAUUUGGAAAUUUUCUGUGGCAUAAUAGUAGUACUCAUUGCGUUCUAUUAUUAUAUAACGGCUCGAAACAAUUUUUGGAAAAUUCGUGGUAUACCUGGACCAGAGCCUCUACCUGGAUUCGGCAAUGUCUUGAUGAUAGUUUUAGGGAAGGAAGCGCCUUAUCAAUUUUUAAAGAGGGUGUACAAUGAAUAUAAAAACGAAGCUUUGAUCGGAGUAUUUAUGAAAACAUAUCCUGCCUUGAUUGUCAAAGAUCCCGAUCUUAUCAAGGAUAUCAUGAUUAAAGAUUUUUGCAAGUUUCCUAAUAGAGGAUUUCCAAAAAGUGAUCCAGUAGAUCCACUGAGCCAGCAUCUCUUCUUAGUGGAGGCAGAGAAAUGGCGGCCAUUAAGAACCCAACUAUCUCCAGUGUUCUCAACGGGUAAACUGAAAGGAACAUUCGCUCAAAUUCUUGAUUGUUCCAAUCAUUUUGUGACUUAUAUGGACAAAUUGGUGAAAAUGGGAGAGCCGAUCGACGUGCGAGAAGUUACCGCCAAAUUUACCACGGACGUAAUUGGAAGUUGCGUGUUCGGCAUCAAGAUGAACUCGUUGUCGGAAAAGGAGAGCGAAUUUCGUCGAUUCGGAAGACAAAUUUUUGCUACGAAUUUCUUAAAGAUGUUGAGACUCAGGAUAAAACAAUUCUUGCCGAUGCUUCACUAUUUACUCGUUCGUAUAUUACCAGCGGAUCAAGAAACGAAAAUAAUGUUGAAGUUAACUAAAGACACGUUUAAAUUUAGAGAGACGCACAAUAUUGUCAGACCGGAUUUCAUGAAUAUACUUAUGGAUCUCAAGAAACAUCCUGAAAAGGUUCCUACUCUUGAUUUGACAGAUGGUUUGUUAGCCGCGCAAGCAUUCAUUUUCUUUGCUGCUGGUUUUGAGACCUCCUCGACGACAGUAGCUAAUACCCUUUAUGAAUUAGCUUUGAAUCCUGAUAUCCAAGAAAAAUUGCGACAAGAAAUUAAGGAAUUUGAGGCGAAUAACAAUGGAGAGUGGAAAUACGAAACUAUACAAGAAAUGAAAUAUUUAGAUAAAACAUUUAAAGAAACGCUAAGAAAGUAUCCAGUAUUGCCAUAUUUGAGCAGAAGGGCAGUCGAGGAUUAUACUUUCGAAGGCACUAAAGUAUCGAUUCCCAAAGACACAUUGAUCUGUAUACCAAUUUAUCCUAUUCACCACGAUUCAAGUAUCUAUCCAAAUCCAGGAAAGUUCGAUCCUGAAAGAUUUUCGGAGGAUGAGGUAAAGAAAAGGCAUUCCAUGCAUUAUUUCCCUUUUGGACACGGACCUAGAAAUUGUAUCGGUUUGCGAUUUGCGACUUACCAAUCAAAAAUUGGACUAAUUAAAAUCCUUUCUAAUUACAAAAUUGAUAUUUGUGAUAAAACAGUAAUUCCUUAUAAAUAUAAUCCAUUUUCAUUCAUUUCGUUACCAUUAGGUGGUAUAUUCUUAAAGAUAACCAAAUUAGAGAAUUGAUACAAUGUUCCUUUAAAUUGAUAGAAUUGUUUAAUGUUACGAUAUACAUAUUGUAUAUUAUAAACAUUAUAAACAUAUUAUAUAUAUUUAUGAUAUAUAUAUUAUAUAUAUAUAUAAUUAUUGAGAUAUAUGUAAUUAUUACAGUCAUUGUUAAUUGUGUUAUAAUGAUAUUUUGGCAAGGUUAAGAUGAUAAAAUUGGCAAGCAUUA
Messenger RNA from Apis laboriosa (Himalayan honeybee), 4768 nucleotides. RefSeq lists its product as uncharacterized. Gene Ontology annotation, molecular function: heme binding; monooxygenase activity; oxidoreductase activity, acting on paired donors, with incorporation or reduction of molecular oxygen. Lineage: Eukaryota; Metazoa; Arthropoda; Insecta; Hymenoptera; Apidae. The record is from RefSeq and is a predicted model, not a curated record. The coding region runs from base 61 to 4560 and encodes 1499 amino acids. The transcript has 15 exons.